This is a messenger RNA of Ustilaginoidea virens, 1386 nucleotides long. RefSeq lists its product as uncharacterized. The record is from RefSeq and is a predicted model, not a curated record. The transcript has 2 exons. Bases 1 to 1386 code for a protein of 461 amino acids. NCBI's taxonomy places the organism in Eukaryota, Fungi, Ascomycota, Sordariomycetes, Hypocreales, Clavicipitaceae.
AUGGCCACCGAGGCUGGCCAGCCCGCUACAGCAGGCGUCGAGGCGGCCAAGAAAGAACAGAAGCAACCCGGUCAACCCAAAGCUCAGCAGAAACACGAGGCUGCGCAAGGCGACGCCCCCGGCGGGGACAAGAAACUCUCCAAUGCCGAGCUGAAGAAGAGGGCCAAGGAGGAAAAGGCCGCCAGGAGAGCACAAGCAAAGGCCGCGCAACCACCGCCGAGCAUCUCCAGCCCCUCGGGAGCCCACGGAGCCCACGGAGCUGCUGGGGAUGCAAAACCCGCCGCCGCCAAGGCCAAGGCCAACCACCCGAAGCAGGUUGGUCUGCCUCUGCACGGCCACCACCGCCCAGCUUCACGCAGCGUCCUGCCUACCUCUGCCUCCAAGGAGGCGGUGGCCAAGCCCAAGGUGCCGGAAUGCUUCAGCCACCUGUCCAUGGCGAGGCGCAUCGACUUGACCCACGCGGACAAGGACGUGAACCCGGCCGUGUUGGCGUUGGGGCAGCAGAUGGGCUCGUUUGCCAUCAGCGACAGCACCGCACGGCUGGAGGCCACGCUACUGGCCUUUAAAAAGGUCAUCGACGCAUACUCCACCCCCCACGGCAACACCUUCUCGCGCCAUUUCACCUCGCACGUCCUCAACCCCCAGAUUGAGUACCUGACGGCAUGCCGCCCCAUGUGCUUCUCCAUGGGAAACGCGGUCCGAUGGCUCAAGCUCCAGAUCAGCAAGAUCGACAUUGACCUACCCGACUCGGCCGCCAAGAAGGUGCUCUGCCAGGCCAUUGAUAACUUCAUCCACGAGCGCAUCAUCCUCGCCGACCUGGUCAUAGUCAAGACGGCAGCCGGCAUGAUUGCCGACGACGAAGUCGUCUUGACUUACGCUCACCACAAGCUUGUCGAGGGAGCCCUGCUGCAGGCCAAGACGGACGGCAAGCGGUUCAGAGUCGUUCUCGUCGACGACCCGUUCGACCGCGUGGGCGUCGCGCAUGCCAAGAAGCUGGCCGGCGCCGGCAUCCCCGUCGCCUAUGCCUCCGACCUCGGCGCCUUGCGAGCCAACCUCCAGGAGGCCACCCUUGUGCUUGCCGCAGCCGAGGCCAUGUUCAGCAACGGCUCCAUGUACGCCAGAGCCGGCACGUGCGACAUUGCCGCCGCCGCCACAGAUCUGGGCGUUCGCGUGGUGGCCUUGAGCGAAACCAUCAACUUCACGGAGCGAGUGUCGACCGACUCGCUGACGUACAACGAAAUCGAUCCCGAGAGGAGCACGGACGAAGGCUUCAGGCUGUUGUUCGACACCACCAAAGACAAGUUCAUCUCCGUCGUUCUCACCGAGCUGGGCAACUCGUCCGCAAUGUCCGUCCCUGCUGUUCUUAGAAAGUUGGAGGAGCUGUAG